AAGAGGAAGGAGGUCAAGAGGUUGCUUCGUUGCUUUUCUUCCUUGCUCUCCUCCGUAUCAGAUCUUCUCUCUCCCUCUCUCUCUCCGGGAAGAGUCGCAGGGAGGGAGAUAGAGGAGAAGCUCCCGAUUUUUCAGCCUAAUUUUAGUAUUAUUAUUUAAAAUUUCCUCCCCCACCUCGAGUCUCUCUCUCUCCAAAUCUGGGCAGCUCGCGGCACUGCGUUUAGGGCAUCAGCAUGAACGAGAAGGCCUCUGUCUCGAAAGAACUCAAUACCAAACACAAGAAGAUUCUGGAGGGACUUCUUAAAUUGCCAGAGAACAGGGAAUGUGCUGACUGCAAAGCCAAAGGUCCAAGAUGGGCAAGUGUGAAUUUGGGAAUCUUUAUAUGCAUGCAGUGUUCUGGAAUCCAUAGAAGUUUGGGGGUCCAUAUAUCAAAGGUAAGGUCUGCUACACUGGACACAUGGCUUCCGGAGCAGAUUGCAUUUAUUCAAUCAAUGGGAAAUGAAAAGUCAAAUAGCUACUGGGAAGCAGAACUGCCUCCGAACUAUGACAGAGUUGGAAUUGAAAAUUUUAUUCGUGCAAAAUAUGAAGAUAAAAGAUGGAUACCUAGGAAUGGAACGUUAAAAUCUUCAAAUGCACGAGAAGAGAAGGUUCUUGAAUCUCAGCAGAAACAUUGUGAUAGAGGUUGCCGUGUGUUCACGAACAAUGUGAGAUCUUCAGAAGAGCAGCAUAACCUUCCACCACCAGUUGCAAAGAGAAAUGCUUCAGUGGCUUCUAAAGUACCCACCCAGGUUUCUUCUGAGCCAAAAGCAGAGUCAGAUAUGCCCAAGGCUGAUUCGUCUCAACACCUGAAGACAGCUGUUGCCAAAGUUGAUGCCCCAACCCCAGCUAAAGUUGAUGCCUCGACACCUAAAGAUGAUACUACGCCUGCACCACCUCCAAAAGUUGAUUAUGUGACUGAUCUUGUUAAUAUGCUUUCUGUGGAGACCCGGAGUGAAAAUGGCUCAGAAUCAUAUGCCAAGGAUGAUAAUGCAUGGGCGAAUUUCCAGGCUGCACAGACAACUGCUGCAGACAAAAACAGUACUGCAAAACCAGCUGUAAAUAAAAACCUUCCUGCAUCAGGAAUUGAAGACUUAUUUAGAGAUUCACCACCUGUGAUGCUAUCUUCAACUCCAAUGAAACCCCAGGGAACUGUCAAAAAUGAUAUUAUGGGUCUCUUUGAAAAGUCCAAUAUGGUGUCACCAUAUUCCAUUCAUCAACAGCAGCUCUCAUUCCUAUCCCAGCAGCAGGCUCUUCUCAUGGCUGCAGCUAAAUCUGGCCAUAUGCCUACAACAUUUUCUGGAACCAAUCAACCAGCUGUUAUGGGUACCCUGCCUAAUGGAAAUUUUCAAAUGCAAAACGGGCCAAAUAUCAGUUAUCAGAUUUCAGGAAUGAUGCCACCAGCUGGUCAGAAGGGUGUCAACAACUUCAGUCAAAUAGGAAGCCUUGGGCAGGCACGUCCUUCUGGGAAUUACGGUUCUUUUCCAACAUCCGGAAUGUACAAUAUGGGCUCAACAGCAUCCAUCAACGGUGUAGCCAUCGGUGGAGCAAGUAGGCCUGCUGCUUCUUCUGUCCCUUUUGCGACCCCCAGUCGAUCAGGCAGCGACUAUGAUUUCUCAUCGUUAACUCAAGGGAUGUUCUCCAGACAUUGAACCCUUUUCUCCAGACACACCAGGGCAGAUGCCGGCUUCAUCUUCCCAUGAUAGCAUUACAGUUCAAACUUCAAAGGAAAGAAAAUUUACCAUUUGUGGUUCUAUUUACACGUUGGGUCUGUCAGUUACUUGUAGAGGCAAUUUGGUGUCACAUUACUGACUUCAUUUGUAUCUGUAGCUGUCCUGGAUUAAUAAAGCUUGGCCUAAUUCGCUGGUAUUAUUUCUUUUAGAGAUUAUAUGGAUGGGAGUCCCUCAUAUUUGGGAGA
This is a messenger RNA of Phoenix dactylifera (date palm), 1954 nucleotides long. Its product is annotated as ADP-ribosylation factor GTPase-activating protein AGD5. NCBI's taxonomy places the organism in Eukaryota, Viridiplantae, Streptophyta, Magnoliopsida, Arecales, Arecaceae. The record is from RefSeq and is a predicted model, not a curated record. Gene Ontology annotation, molecular function: GTPase activator activity.